Molecule: messenger RNA, 1215 nt
Organism: Saccostrea cuccullata (small rock oyster)
Lineage: Eukaryota; Metazoa; Mollusca; Bivalvia; Ostreida; Ostreidae
Exons: 5
Coding region: 29-1024 (331 amino acids)
Source: RefSeq, a predicted model, not a curated record
CGCUUUUUUCCCACUUCUCUAAUUAGAAAUGAUUAGAAAAGUUUGGAUUAUUUAUAUGUGUGUUGAAUUUUGCCACAGUAAUGCGGACUUCGGAUGUUGUGGACAAUACAACAAUGGAUCUUGUUGGAAAUGCUGCAAUAAUUUUGAACUCAUAAAUGGAACCUGUCGAGUUUGUGAUCCAGGAUUAUGGGGCGUUAACUGCAGUAUGAACUGUAGCUAUCCUUACUAUGGAGAUUUAUGCAUUAAAUUGUGCUCUACUUGUUCAGAAAAGGAUUGUGACCCUGCAUUAGGAUGCACUGUGAAAGAGACCUCAGUGACAUCGUACAUAGCGCAGACCGUUAUAAUGUCCUCAUCACAAGAGACUUCAGCGCAGGGAAAUAAUCAACACCACACUAUUAAUGAGAAAAUCGUCGCAACUACGCACACAGAAUUAUCAACCCCCCAUAUUAGUAUGGGACAAAACACAAAAUCCAACAGACCAGAGGUAACAUCGGUCCCAAAGACAAUCAACACUAAGCAGACCACGUCCCGAAUCCGCCGACCGUUCACGAGGAAACCCCCGGGGAGCGUCCCAGACCUGACCAGUGAGUCCUGGCUGAUUUCUGUGGUGGGAGUCCUGGGAAUUUCCCUGGGGGUCAGCCUCGUCGUCAUUCUUGGUCUGGUAUGCCUCUUCCUCUGGAAGAAAAGACAAGACAGCACCAUAGGACAGUCAUCAUACAUAAAACAUGAUGGCAGACAAAAAGACUUAGAGACAAACAUGUACAGUUGUGACCAUAUGGAUAGUAAGGAGGCGUUGACUUUGACAGAGGCGGAGGUGGGCACCAGUUUUACAAAGCAGAGUUAUAGAGAAUCAUCAGAGUAUCAGACCCUCUGUGCUGUCUCUCCUUUGAGGAAGUCUGACGAAAGAGGUCGUUCUGACGUCCCUAGCCAUUCUACUGACACUUACAUGGAACCCGUGACUAGAGAGGGAGUCACACUCCGCACCAUUGUCGAUAACCCUUCGUAUGUUGAAGUGAUACCAUAGAGUCACAUACUUACCGAACGUGAUACUUAGCUAACAAUAAUUUUUUAUUGAAAGCAGUAUUAUUAGAUUCCCAUUAAAGUUUUUUUCUCUUUGCAGAAACCUUGAUAAAAAAAAAUAAUGUUAUAGCAUGUAAGAGUUGAUCAACCGAUGGACCACUGAUGGUUGUAAAUACAUUAAAUGGAGAUCAAUUA